GGCAAAAACCUGUUGACACUCGAACGGCUGUAUUAGACGACGAUACCAGAGAUACGCACAGUACAAGUGGUGUUAGUGAAGAAAAUAUUAUCGAAUAUUGGACAGAAGCAACCGACGGCGAACAAACGGCUCUCGAGAUGACUACUUCGAACAGCGCAGGAAACGAGCAUAACAUGAGACUCUUCAAGGACGUCUAUGAGGUAUUACUUGCUUUUGAUCCUAUUAAACCCGAUGCAGAUAUUAACAAUUGGAUAUGUAAACUAGAGGAGUACGCACUUUUAUAUUCUUGGGAUGAAGUAGCUCGAAAACACUACGCGUUAGCGAAAUUAGAAGGUGUAGCACGGAAAUGGCGCGAUAGUCUUCCCGCAGGUCAACGGUCUUGGACCGAGUGGAAGGAACUAUUGGUGGAAGCCUUCCCAUGCGACACUAGUUGUAUCAAAUUGCGUCUUGAUGCUCAAGAAUACAGUAGAAAACCGGGACAGGAUAUAGUCGAAUAUUAUUACGAAAAGCUGUCUAGAUGUAAUAGAGCAAAGAUGUCAGAUCAAGAAGCGGUCGAAUGGAUAGUCCAAGGGUUGAAAAAUACACGAUUUCGAGAUUUCUUGGGUCCAUUGGCGAAGUAUACGAAAGCCAAUUUAUUGUUGCCAGAUUUGAAAAGCGCUAACCACUUAUUGCAGGAGAAUUCACAGCGUAUCCAAGAGAUUGGUCAUGCCAAUAAGAGAAAACCAACCAUGACAUGUUAUAAUUGUAAUGGUCAAGGUCAUGCCGCGAAUAGAUGUUCGAAACCGAGAAAGUAUUGUGUGCUUCAAAUGUCAGAAAAGUGGACACAUUGCGAAGGAUUGUAA
Ceratina calcarata is the source of this 842-nucleotide messenger RNA. RefSeq lists its product as uncharacterized. NCBI's taxonomy places the organism in Eukaryota, Metazoa, Arthropoda, Insecta, Hymenoptera, Apidae. Gene Ontology annotation, molecular function: nucleic acid binding; zinc ion binding. The coding region runs from base 138 to 842 and encodes 234 amino acids. The record is from RefSeq and is a predicted model, not a curated record. The transcript has a single exon.